AGCGCUUUUGCCAGAGUUCCAUGCCCGCAACUGGCUGUCAGCACAGCCCCGAAUCUGGCCCUGAUCGUAGCCACAUUUUGGCGCCGACAACUUACAACACAGCUCAGAUCAAGACAGAUCGCGGAUACCGGACAGCGGAUGGCCCAAUGUGGCCGAGGGGAGCGGGGUCGAUAGGUGAGGCUGCGAGCUGUAAACGCGGCCAAAAGCUGAGGCCAAAAUGUUUGUCGUUGCCUAUUGCGUCGGCCCAAAGCGCUGAGCUUCGCUAUCGGCGCUCGGCAACUUUUCACACAAAGUGACUGAGCUGCGAGGCAACUCGAAAAUAAAACACACACGAAAACAGUUUGCCAAGCGAGAGCGCCCGUGGAGCACGUUUCUUGCCAGCGGUGUUUAAUUUUUUCGGUUCCUAUCCACGAGUUUUUCCAACUCACAAUGAGAAAAUCAUCGAGAGGAUUUCAGGCAGCGCGGUCCGCCGAAUGCGAAUCCAGAGAAGCUGAAGAUGGAAAAGGAGAAGAAGCCACCUCCUCGGUACGCCUGCUAAGGAUCCCCAGGGCGGCGCCUGGCAUCGACCACUACGGAUUCCAUUUGACCCGCAGCAAGUGGGACCCCUAUCCCUGGGUAUGCGAUGUGGCAGCUGGCACACCUGCCGCACUCUGCGGCCUCAGGCCCGGCGACUGUGUUCUGGAGGUCAAUGGCACUGAUGUACUGGGCUUGAGAGUAGCUGAAGUCGCCCGAAUUGUGAAGAGCCAGGAGGAUGCCGUAACAUUGCUCUGCUGGAGCAGCAACUGUGAAAAGGACUGCGAUAAGAACAGCAUCUGCUGCGCCCCCAUGCCCACCAGCCUGCGCCGCCUCUCCCUCGUCCUGGAAAGCAUCCUGCGGCUGAUUGAGUGUCCUGUAUGCAGCAUCACCAUCGCUCCGCCUGCAAUGCAGUGCCAGAACGGGCACCUGGUCUGCGUGGACUGUCGCAUACGCUCAGAGCGCUGUCCGGUCUGCCGGGACUUCUAUACGCCAAGCCGGGCCCUGUUGGCGGAGCAGAUUUACCUGACCAUUGUCAACGCAUUCGAGAUGUGCCGCCAGGAGGAUAAGCUGCGACAGAAACUCUUUGCGGGGAUCACGCGACCUAUACCCGGCCCCACGCUGGCGGAAAGAACAGCCCGGCUUACGGGGCAGGACACUUGGCGGAAGCGCAAGCCGGUUUUGCCAACGAACAGAUUCCUGACCAAGCUGCUCGAGGGUUGCGCCUACUCCAUGGACAACCUCUCGCCCUCGAACGCGGCCACCCUGCUACGGACCACUACCAGGGAUAGCCGCAGGCACUCCAGCGGAAUCCGAGCGACAACUAUGGACGCCCCGCCUGACGGGAAUGCGGAGUCUGCGAAUGAUUUACAGCGCGAAGGAGUUGAACCAAGAGCCAAGGGCGUUGACGAGGUCUCGCAAUCGGAAUCGGACAGCAGUCACAGCUCUGCCAUGGAGGAGCAGCCGCCUCCGCCUGUCAGCGAACAGUCCGCACCGCCUGUCACUCCUUGCCCAGACCUGCCGGAGCAUGUUGAUGCUGUCCAGGCUAAGCCGGCCUCGGUGUCCGCGCUCUGCCGCUGUCCCUGCGAUAUGGAACCACGGGGCGAGGGUCAGACGCUGCACCAGAACUACUGCUACAAAUCCGCUUUCCGUUUGCUUUGAGCUUCAGCAUCUCAAUCAGCGGCAUUCCCUUUACAGCAGGAGCCCCUGAGCCUCCGCCGGCUCCUCCUACUCGUCCUACUUAUACUCCCACUCCUGCUGGGGGCCCUUACUAAUUAAAUGAAAUGCCAGUUCCUUUGCCAAAGUUGCUUAUCGCGCGAAGAAACGAACUGCGCAAAGGAAUUGAAUGGCUGUCGGCCCCGGACAAAGGCCGAGAUGGAGAUGCAAAGAAGUUCGUCCGGAGCUGGUGCACUCUGUCACUCAGUGAACUGCAGCCAAGAGUUCCUCCCGGGAAGCCGAGUUAAGUUUUAAUUUAAUCACUCCUGAACGCUUCAAUGACUUUGUGUCAUUUGGCGUCAAACUUGGACUCCUCGAUAAUGAACCCGGGGAGUCCGCAAUGUCAGAGCUAUUUGAUAGAUGCAUGUUUUAGACUCACACAGACAAAAAUAAUAAGCAUCUUUGCUUUAGAUAAGAAUGCUUGGGAAAAUCUAUUCAUUUACGAGAGAAAAUUUAAGCAU
Drosophila kikkawai is the source of this 2189-nucleotide messenger RNA. RefSeq lists its product as uncharacterized. Gene Ontology annotation, biological process: multicellular organism development; proteasome-mediated ubiquitin-dependent protein catabolic process. Gene Ontology annotation, cellular component: cytoplasm. The record is from RefSeq and is a predicted model, not a curated record. Gene Ontology annotation, molecular function: ubiquitin protein ligase activity; ubiquitin conjugating enzyme binding. NCBI's taxonomy places the organism in Eukaryota, Metazoa, Arthropoda, Insecta, Diptera, Drosophilidae.